This is a messenger RNA of Dufourea novaeangliae, 631 nucleotides long. RefSeq names its product histidine triad nucleotide-binding protein 1 (gene HINT1). Lineage: Eukaryota; Metazoa; Arthropoda; Insecta; Hymenoptera; Halictidae. Gene Ontology annotation, biological process: purine ribonucleotide catabolic process. The transcript is spliced from 2 exons. Gene Ontology annotation, molecular function: hydrolase activity. Gene Ontology annotation, cellular component: nucleus; cytoplasm. Bases 63 to 536 code for a protein of 157 amino acids. The record is from RefSeq and is a predicted model, not a curated record.
UAAUAACUGCACAAUAUUAAGUCGUCGACCUUAUAGUCCUGAGGAUUUCGGGGAGACUCGAAAUGAAGCUCCUUCUGAACCUUGCUUUAAAUUCGUCCAGAACAGUGUCACAUUUGAAGGGUAGUCUGCUAAAUCACACUCCAUGCUGGAGAAAGAUGGCGACCGAAGUGGAGAAGGCUCAGACUGCUACUCCUGGUGGUGAUACCAUUUUCGGGAAAAUACUGCGUAAAGAAAUUCCUUGCAAUUUCAUUUACGAAGAUGAUCAGUGCGUGGCGUUUAGUGACAUCAACGCUCAAGCGCCGGUGCAUUUCUUGGUGAUCCCACGAAAACCGAUUUCUCAACUCUCCAAGACUGAGGACGGGGACGAAGCUCUGCUGGGUCAUUUAAUGUUAGUCGCCCGUAAAGUGGCGAAACAGCAAGGUCUCGACGACGGUUUUCGUCUGGUCGUCAACGACGGAAAACACGGCGCACAGUCGGUCUUUCAUUUGCAUUUGCAUAUCCUCGGUGGUCGUCAAUUGCAAUGGCCACCUGGUUAAGGAAUUUUAUGACUAUCAAUAAAAUAUCUCACGCAACCGUACUUUCUUGUUACGAAGGAUAAAUUUUGUGGGUAAUAAAGCACUGAAAGAGUCGA